This is a messenger RNA of Spodoptera litura, 599 nucleotides long. RefSeq names its product PHD finger-like domain-containing protein 5A. The record is from RefSeq and is a predicted model, not a curated record. Lineage: Eukaryota; Metazoa; Arthropoda; Insecta; Lepidoptera; Noctuidae. Gene Ontology annotation, biological process: mRNA splicing, via spliceosome.
GUUAAAAGUCUCAUUCAGUUCUCUGUUUACGUGUUGUUUACGCACGCUACGAUAAACAGCCAAACAUCGUGUUUCUGGCAUAUGAUUUCUGGAUAAAUCAUGGCAAAGCAUCAUCCAGAUCUUAUUUUCUGUAGAAAACAACCAGGUGUUGCUAUUGGCCGAUUGUGUGAGAAAUGUGAUGGUAAAUGCGUGAUCUGCGACUCCUACGUACGUCCCUGCACACUCGUGAGGAUAUGUGACGAGUGUAACUAUGGAUCUUAUCAGGGACGAUGUGUAAUCUGCGGUGGCCCCGGCGUUUCCGACGCUUACUAUUGCAAAGAAUGCACUACACAGGAAAAAGAUAGGGACGGGUGUCCGAAGAUUGUGAACUUGGGUAGUUCUAAGACUGAUCUUUUCUAUGAAAGGAAAAAGUAUGGAUUCAAAAAACACUAGCUGCUGUUAUUAGGAUAUCUUAUUAUUGUAUAAUUAUUUAAGGUAAAUCAAUCAUAUCUAAUAAAAUACCAUAUAAAGACCAUGAAAAUAUUUGUAAUAUCAAAGAACGGUGUACCUAAAAGUCUGUAAAACCAACACAAACUAUAAAAUAAGCACAUUUACUCUCA